Molecule: messenger RNA, 738 nt
Organism: Acanthosepion pharaonis
Lineage: Eukaryota; Metazoa; Mollusca; Cephalopoda; Sepiida; Sepiidae
Source: the annotation of a GenBank genome assembly
AUGUCACAAGAAAAAUUUUAUAUCUAUCUAUCUAUCUAUCUAUCUUCAUCUAUCUAUUUGAUCUAUCUAUCUAUCUAUCUAUCUAUCUAUCUAUCUAUCUAUCUUAUCUAUUCAUCCAUCUAUCUCAUAUAUUUAUCUAUCUAUCCAUUCAUCUAUUUAUCUUAUCGUAUCUAUCUAUCUAAAUCUAUUUAUUUUCAUCUAGACAUUUUUCAUAUCUAUCAUUCAUCUAUCUAUCUAUCUAUCUAUCUAUCUAUUCAUCUAUCUAUCUCAACUAUCUAUCUAUCUAUUUAUCUAUUUGUCUAUUUAUCUAUCAUUCAUCUAUCUCUAUCUAUCUAUCUAUAUUUCUAUCUAUCUAUCAUCUAUUAUCAUUUAUCUAUCUAUCUAUCUAUCUAUCUAUCUAUCUAUCUAUUCAUAUCAUCUAUCUAUCUAUUAUCUAUUCAUAUCUAUUCAUCUAUCUAUUCAUCUAUCUAUCUAUUCAUCUAUCUAUCUCAGUCUAUUAUAUAUCUAUCUAUCUAUUCAUAUAUAUCUAUCUAUCUAUCUAUCUAUCUAUCUAUCUAUCUAUCAUUCAUCUAUCUAUCUAUCUAUAUCUAUCUAUUCAUCUGUCUGUGUCUAUCUAUCUAUCUAUUCAUCUAUCUAUUUUUAUCUAUCUAUCUCAUUUAUAGCCCUAAUAUGUUACCUCUUCCUUUGCCUUUUAGUAUAGCCCUAAUAUGUUACCUCAUCCUUUGCCUUUUAGUAUAG